Molecule: messenger RNA, 1107 nt
Organism: Histoplasma mississippiense
Lineage: Eukaryota; Fungi; Ascomycota; Eurotiomycetes; Onygenales; Ajellomycetaceae
Exons: 1
Coding region: 1-1107 (368 amino acids)
Molecular function (GO): protein binding
Source: RefSeq, a predicted model, not a curated record
AUGAAAGCUCGUGGGUUAGAGCUCUCUCGAUUUGGAAGGGUGGCUCAUAUAUUUUCCCAUGGGCUACGAGGAGAUGCUGAAGGGGUUCGGAAAGCUUAUCAUGAAUUCAUUCAACUUGGCGAAGUAGUUGAUACCGUGGUUCUAAACUGCGUCAUGGUCUCGCUCCUACGGUGUGGCGAGCAACAUGUUGCAGAGAAAAUGUAUGAGCGUAUGAAAGACAUGUACCUUUCCCUAAAGUCACAGCACCCCGAACUUCUACAUUCGACUGUGUAUCCCUCUCCCUCCGACAAUUACGCUGCCUAUAGGAAAGCAACUAAGAGACUCGGCCGCGUUCUCGGGAUGACGACCUUUCUCAGAGAUAAGCUUCCAGAACACCACCGUGCAUUACAGAGAGCGAUGCCAUUGACUCCAGAUGGUAAGACCUUCCAUAUAUUUCUAUGGCACCACGCAAACGUCACAGGUGAUUUAGCACGUGUCAUGGCCCUUCUUGAGGACAUGAAAGUCACAUUCGCUAUCCCCCCGCAAGGGAUGAUCUACAUAUUUUUAUUUCACGGCUUCGCAGCCCAUGGUGGAAAAAAAGACACCCAGUGGACAUACAAUCGCCUUAAAGGCGUAUGGAAACACUUCCUUCGAGCCCUGUACCAUUCGAAGGCUGAGCUUAGUUCCAAACGAAGUACCAAAUGUCGAAGGGAAAAGUUUGUUUGGGAGAGCCCAUUAGCCAAUAAAGCAGAAGCAUCUUCUCGCGGACCAGAGAGUGCUGAAGAAGCCGACGAUGAAACGUCAAAACCAACACUGUACACGAGCGAAAGAGGAGUAGACCAAGCUUCCCCAUGGACUGCUUUGACCGGGGAUGGACCUCCUAAUCCCUUUGAGGAAGACGAAGCCGAUGAUGACUGGCGGUAUGAGAAUUCUGUCUACUUGGGCCGAAAAUUGAUUGUUUCCUGUCUAAGAGCGCACGCUACUUGCGGUGGGCCCGAAGCUGUGAUGGAUGUCUGGGAACGAAUCGAGCGCCUCUGGAAGCCCGAGUCACAGAAGAAAGCAGAUAUCCUUGCUGUUAAAGCAGUUCUUGGACAGCUCGUUCCUGGAGGCUUUAAAGCGCCUAAAUAG